This is a messenger RNA of Frankliniella occidentalis (western flower thrips), 741 nucleotides long. RefSeq lists its product as uncharacterized. Lineage: Eukaryota; Metazoa; Arthropoda; Insecta; Thysanoptera; Thripidae. The record is from RefSeq and is a predicted model, not a curated record.
AGGUUGUGAUGAAGACGCAGUUCCGGGACCCGCACGGCCUGCUCAACUCGCUGCAGAGCGUGGCCCAGCACGAGGACGUGUUCUACACGCUUCUGGACGCGGCCGAGAGCUUCGACACGUGCAUGAUCCGGCGGUCCCAGUUCCUGACGGAGACGCAGCGCGGCCUCCUCAUGCAGCUGGCCACCUCCCCCCUGCCGCUGACGCAGCAGGUGCGCCUGUACCUGCGCCGGCUCCUAGGCGCCCGGCUGCCCGAACUGGCCCCCCACCUGCCGCUGCCCAAGCUGCUCCAGCAGUACCUCACCUACGGGAUCAGCUAGCCCCGCGGGACCGGGGCAACUCAAGUAUGUACUGGAAACUUAUUGUGAUAAAAUUGAAAAAUUCUGGCAGGGCUAGUGUGGCCAGAGGCAUGCAAACGUUGUGUUCGACAGAACACUGCAAUGUGAUGUGUAAACCUAAUGCACCACCAGACCAGAUUAUCAUCGUUAAUUUUGUACCUAAAGUAGAUUGUUAGUUUUAAGUUCAAUACAUGGUAUAGUGAUAUGCAGACUAUUUUUUUAUCUUUGUAUGCGGCAGUAUGACUUGUAUUUUUGUAUGGUGUCAAGUAAAAGCUUGCUAAAGAGAAGUAAUGGUGUACAAGACAAAUAUCUUAAGUUCCCAGCAAUGAGUCAAAGUCAAACCGAUCAAUUUUGUCUUUUUUUUACCUUUCAAAGUUGUCUUAGUCCAAUAAAACUAAUUAAUGAA